UCAACCCCACAUAAAAAGCUGCCCAUUGUCUUCAGCAGCUGCUGUUUGACUCUCUUCACCUCCACAGACGCUCAUUUACAGAAGUUGAAGUGAGGAGCACGACAGAUCCAGAACGAUGAAUCCCAGAGGGGAAAAGCCGAAGUCGAAGAUUUCGGCUUCUCGCAAGCUCUCCCUCAAAAUGCUGCUCCUCACAAGAGCCUGUGAGGAUUUGGAGAAGGAGAGGCAAGACAGGGAGGAGGAGAAAGUACGCUAUUUAGGAGAAAAGUUGCCUCCGUUGCAACUGUCUGGAAAGUCCCUGCAAGAACUACAAGAACUGUGCAAGCAGCUUCAUACAAAAAUUGAUAUUGUGGAUGAGGAGAGAUAUGACUGUGAAUCCAAAGUGAGCAAGCAUAACAAAGAUAUCCAUGAGCUGAAGCUGAAGGUACAGGACCUUGGGGGCAAGUUCAAAAAGCCUGCCCUGCGAAAAGUGAGGGUGUCAGCAGACGAGAUGAUGAGAGCCCUCCUGGGCUCCAAACACAAAGGUUCAAUGGACCUCAGAGCCAACCUCAAGUCUGUGAAGAAAGAGGAUGUGAAACAGGACAAGGUGCUUACCAGUGAAGUAGGCGACUGGCGUAAGAAUGUGGAGGCCAUGUCAGGUAUGGAGGGCCGUAAGAAGAUGUUCGACACAGGCGGCGGAGCACAGUGAGAUCACCUCUGAAAGCAGGAAAAGUUAAGCUGUCUAGACAGAAAAAGUGGAAUACCUAAUGGGAGACAAAUUGACCCAAAAGCUGCUGGAGUUUAGUUUGAGGUAAAAGCAAGUAUAAAUCCCACCUGUGCUGCAUUUUACCUGAUAGUCACUCAGUUUAACAACUCAAUGCACUUAAAGUGUAAAAUAAAAGUGUAGAAGCCCAUGUUUUGUUUUGUUUUUGUUACCAAAGAAUAUUUUGUUUUGUUAUGUCACCUUAAGACAAUUAAAGAGGAUUUAAAUGAA
This is a messenger RNA of Pundamilia nyererei, 970 nucleotides long. Its product is annotated as troponin I, slow skeletal muscle-like. Gene Ontology annotation, cellular component: troponin complex. The record is from RefSeq and is a predicted model, not a curated record. The transcript has 8 exons. Bases 116 to 685 code for a protein of 189 amino acids. Gene Ontology annotation, biological process: cardiac muscle contraction; skeletal muscle contraction. Lineage: Eukaryota; Metazoa; Chordata; Actinopteri; Cichliformes; Cichlidae.